AUAUUUUAUAUUUAUUUAUGUCAAUAAGAAAAUGCAUACUAUUGCAUACUUUUAUGACUUGAUAUGAAGUGCCGGGCUGCAUGUGGCCUGGCAGCAAGUUUAAGCCCUUCACAAGUCGAAGUUCCCAAUCACAUUUUGAAGUCCGUAAUCACAGUUCAAAGUAAUUGGGGUCUGAGUUAGAUGAAAGGUAUCAAAGGGCUUGAAGACUGUGGUCAAACCUCAUCUGUCUUUACUCUGACAGUGAUGGUAAUGGGUACACUCGUGUGCAUAUAUGAUUUUGCACAGUUGGCCAUACAAUCUGUAAAUGAAGACACUUCCUCUGUUCAUAUACCCUCAGUUUGGGUAAGGAACUCCUCCCAAAAACACUAACAGUAAAAAACAGGAGGCAUGAAACACAUUAUGUAUACAACCACCAUAGUAAUGAUAGCAUCUGAUUAUGUAUAUCACAGAUAAAUAACUAGAGGUUGGUAUUUGGGCCACAUGGUAGUAGGGGUGACCUGAUGUAGCUUGUGUGCAGCCAUGAUUCAUGGCACUAUGUGGAGCGAGAGCACAGAGACUCCAGGAAGGAGUUGAGUCAGUGAUGUUUACUCAUGGGACAUGAAUCCAGUUUUUAAUUUGGAUAAAAGCGUCUGUUAAAUGACAUGUAAUGAACACUUUGACCAUUGUUAACAACCUGAAGCUUUCCAGUGACUGCUGUUGGAGCACAAUGAAGUUACAGUGACACUUUGAAGUUUCACAAAUUUCUUUGGUUUCACCACAAACCUUGAGAACUGAAGAAGCCUCUUGGAUGUGGCUUCAAGUCCAGUUGCUUCUGACUUGAUGUGUUUUGGAUAGAAUAAUCUAGUUGGAUUAGGAUCUACACUAACAUCUUUAGAUAUGUCAUUUCUUUAGUCAAUGCUUCUCUUUGGUAGGUCUACAGGCUGGAUGAGUGGGCCAACCUUCACCUCCCCCACCCCAGAGGUGGCUGAGAUGAACCGCAUCCAUUAUGAGCUGGAGUACACUGAAGGCAUCAGCCAGCGGAUGCGCAUCCCAGAGACUCUCAAGGUGGCUCCAGAGAGCCAACCAGGGUCCCUGCCUCUUCAGGAGCAUCUCCUCAUUCACACAACUCUCAUGCAGGUUCCUGACAGGAUUGUGGUUGCUGGUGAUGCUGGGGACCCUGGUUGUGGUCGUCCAAGAGACCUAGACCUAAUUCAGUCUGUCCCCCCACUGGACCUCUUGAACAUGAAGGCCCCACCGCGAAUCCUUACCCUGACAGAACAGCCACUGGAUUCUCUUGAGACUGACCAAACUGCCACCUCACAGAGUAAUCGCAGCCAGGCGGGCCUUUUUCACACUCGCUCUCGAAGAGAACGGAGUGCAAGUGAGAAUACACCGAGCCGCUAUAGCAGUCAGAUCAACAGAGGUGAUAUAAGUAUAUCCCCAUCCCCUUCUGCACCCCCUGUCCGCUUAUGUCCCCCCCUCUGUUCCCCUGUGGAUGCAAACGUCAACCUGUUCACAGCUGCUGGCUUCCUGACUUAUGUCCAGUCAACAACGCGCAGAGCAUAUCAGCAAGUCCUUGAUGUCCUGGAUGACAGCCACCGCAGGACAAACCUGGACUUGGCUAUGGAUUUAAACCCUGAUGAGUCUGGCCUGGUGGAUGCCUCCUCACUAAGGCGACAGAUUGUGAAACUGAACCGACGCCUGCAGUUGCUGGAAGAAGAAAACAAAGAGCGUUCCAAGCGAGAUGUGGUCCUUUAUUCAGCUACUGUGGCAUUCUGGCUUAUUAACACCUGGAUGUGGUUGCGCCGCUGAGGUGGGAAGACGGAAAUGACCCUCCCUAAAUCACUGGAAGGCGUUACAAUCAAAAUCAAAUGGUAACCAUGUGAAAUCACAACAUUGGCAAACCUGUAUCCCUAUGUUUUGUUGCAAACUCUAUAGAGAGAUUUGACUCAAGCUGAACAGACUACAUAAUGUUUACAAUAUCUACAUAUCUACAUCUACUUCAAAAGUUCACAAUGACAGUUUGUAACUUUAGGCCUAGUCAUAAUGUUUUGCCACAUCACAUGUAGCAGACUUGACAUUAAAAAAUUGCAUGUAUGACCCUUUUCAAACCUGUUACUAACAUCCACUCUGAGUGAUCCGAUCACAAGUAGACUAUUUAAGUACAGGUGUAAAUGGACCCAGGAUGCACAUCCACCUACUCUGCUGAUGCCCUCAGAUCCACUACAGUUCCAUAAUGAACUUGAAAUAUUUGUUCUUCUUAUCAUCGAAACGUUGAAUUAUUUGUAGCCAAUGUACUAUAUUAACACUGAUAUAUUA
Messenger RNA from Solea senegalensis (Senegalese sole), 2298 nucleotides. Its product is annotated as mitochondrial fission factor homolog A-like. The coding region runs from base 895 to 1791 and encodes 298 amino acids. Gene Ontology annotation, cellular component: peroxisome; mitochondrial outer membrane. Gene Ontology annotation, biological process: positive regulation of mitochondrial fission. The record is from RefSeq and is a predicted model, not a curated record. Lineage: Eukaryota; Metazoa; Chordata; Actinopteri; Pleuronectiformes; Soleidae. The transcript is spliced from 6 exons.